GACCAUUAGUGCUUACGGCCAGAGGGGGGUAGAGUGCUUGUACGGUGCGAUAAAAGUGCAGCCGUCAGUCCUUUCCACCAGAAAUUUAGUCCACCGUGAGCUAAUAUCAGUCAGUCAAAAAAAAAAUUAGUCUCACAUUUUGAUUUUAUUCCCCGCUGUCGACAGUAAUCUUCUUCAGGCAAAUGGCCUGGACUCGUGAGAAGUUGACUUUGCUCCUGCUCGUGCUGCAGGUGGUGUUCCUGGUGCUGUUCGGGGUGCUGGUGGAGUAUGAUCCGUCGGCUGACGCCCGCAAAAAGUCCGGAGGAGGCGAAAACCUGGCUGGCUUUGGCAAUCAAGUGGACCUGUACUACCCAAUGUUUCAAGAUGUUCACGUGAUGAUGUUUAUCGGCAUCGGCUUUCUCUUGACUUUCCUCAAGAAGUACGGCUACGGCUCUGUUGGGUUCAACUUCCUGAUCGGCACCUUCGUGCUGGAGUGGGCCACGCUCAUGCGCGGCUUCCUGGAACUCGCGGUGAAGGGGGAGGACAAGAUCCAUGUCAACAUCAAGACGUGGGUGUCAAAGUUGCGGUCUCGAGUCACUUGACUUGGACUCAAAUCGGAUUCGAGUCGCUAUUUGUUGUGAUUCGUGACUUGACUUGUAACUAUCGAUUUCUGACUUGCAACUCAACUUGGACUUGCAAAAAUGACUUGUGACCUGACUUGGACUUGCAUAUUAUUUCUUGUUACCAAUGCAAGUCACAAAACCAUUGAAUCGAACCCAUGGCAGGUUUAAACUAGUGUAAGCCCAGAUUUUAUUCCAUUUUACUCCAAAGCCUGUUAGAGUUCAAGGCUCACAUUCCUUCCAAUUAAGACCCGGAGAUUAAGGCUUCCCUGUUGACAUCUUUGUGACCCAUAAAUUCCAGUUAUGAUCCACCUUGACCAUUUUCUCAUUACACCCACAGUCACCCUGCCUACUAUUUUAUGAUUACAACUUUCUACCCCAUUUUAGCUUGUUUUCCACCCAGCUCUCACCCCUGUAUAUAUCGCCCCCUUAUUCAGUGUUCAGAUUCACUUUCCUUUUACCUCACUUUUACUUCUUUUCUCUCUUUUGUUCUCCAUCUAAGAGUGAACACCCAACGAUUUUAGUCAGUGUUUUAAAUAAAACACUUACAAACCCUGUAA
Acanthaster planci (crown-of-thorns starfish) is the source of this 1159-nucleotide messenger RNA. RefSeq names its product ammonium transporter Rh type B-like. Gene Ontology annotation, biological process: ammonium transmembrane transport. Gene Ontology annotation, molecular function: ammonium channel activity. The record is from RefSeq and is a predicted model, not a curated record. Gene Ontology annotation, cellular component: plasma membrane. Lineage: Eukaryota; Metazoa; Echinodermata; Asteroidea; Valvatida; Acanthasteridae.